Molecule: messenger RNA, 918 nt
Organism: Musa acuminata subsp. malaccensis (wild Malaysian banana)
Lineage: Eukaryota; Viridiplantae; Streptophyta; Magnoliopsida; Zingiberales; Musaceae
Source: RefSeq, a predicted model, not a curated record
AUGGCGUCGUCGUCUCUGCCGUUCGCCUCGGGGCCCCCGAGGCCGCGGCCAGGAUUCGCCCCCUCCGCCAACGCAAAUGUCGCCGGCGCCCCUCCCCAAUUCGCCUCCCGCCCGCCAACUGCGGCCUUUCCGCAGGGCCUGGUCGCCAGUAACGGGCCUCAGGGCCUUGCCGCGCCGCGGAUCCCCUCUCCUCCUCAUGCCCAACAGACGCCGCCGUUUGGCGCUCCGGCGUCAGUCAGGGCUCCCUCUCCGUCGGCUGCGCCUUCCCAGGCUCACGCUGUCCGUCUGUUUCUCGGGAACCCGCCUGCCGCUGCCCCUGUGGCUGCUGCUGCAUCGCGGACGUUCACAAGUCCACCGGCUUCGCUGCAAUUCGGUAGACCGCCAAUGUCACACCCCUUGUCUGGAUGGCCGACCUCGCAGCCGCCCUUCUCUGGAUCACAGCCAGCCUUGGCCGGACCGCCCACCACGCAGCUGCCUUUCAACAGACCACCCACAUCGCAUCAACCAUCGACGCAGCAGACAUUCACCAGACCGCCGGUUUCACAGCCGUAUAUGGGCUCAUCAACCUCCCAGCCGUAUGCAGGACGGCCAUCCUCGAUCUUUCGCCACUACAGCUCCAGCUUGGCAGAUGAAUUGCUGCUACAGAAAACUGAACAAAUGGACUCGUUUGGAAUAUAAAAAAAGCAUGAACAAAUAUGACUACUGCAUCUGAAAGUUGUUGCUGCAGGAAACUGAAUAGAUGGACUCAUCUGGAAUAUGAAAGCAUGAACAAAUGCAGCUACAUUGAAGUAGUGUCAUCUGGAAUAUGACCAGUGUAGCUGAAAGCUGUUCAGAUGAAUUACUGCUGUAGAAAAGUGAACAAAUGAACAUGUCUGGAAUAUGGAAGCAUGAACAAAUGUAUAUUAUCUGGAAUAUGAA